Wyeomyia smithii (pitcher-plant mosquito) is the source of this 5231-nucleotide messenger RNA. RefSeq lists its product as uncharacterized. Lineage: Eukaryota; Metazoa; Arthropoda; Insecta; Diptera; Culicidae. Gene Ontology annotation, molecular function: nucleic acid binding; zinc ion binding. The transcript is spliced from 2 exons. Bases 777 to 2381 code for a protein of 534 amino acids. The record is from RefSeq and is a predicted model, not a curated record.
GGAAGGCGACACAUUUCAGCCAGCGGUGGAAUAUUAGCCGCAGUAUUCGGAAGAGUAAAUUGAAUAAAAGCGCGUGUUCUGCGUGCUUCUCGCUCAUUCGUGUGACACCUCUGGAGUUGCUACGCUCUGCCAGGCCUAUCGGCAGAUUUCUCUAGGCGGCGUGAUGGCUGACAAUUUAAUGGAUGCAGUCAGUCACGACAGCUGUAAAGUGGCUAAAUAUUCCAGAUGCCAUCGCUUCCAUAUUAUCAGGAAUUUCUUCUGAACUAGCUGCCAAUUAGUGAGUCGAUUGCAAGGAACUUCCGCAAGGUCGAAAUCAGGAACGGAUUUGAGUGCGGACCCAACCAAAAAAUGACCAGGAGUAAGGACCUCGUCGUCAGUUGGGUCAUCGUUUAGGAGUGUAAGAGGACGUGAAUUCAAGCAGCAUUCGAUCUGCGUCAAUAGUGUUUCCAUAUCAUCGUGGGCGAGUAGAGUACUAGAGUAGUGCCGAGAACCCGCACAAAAUGCUUCUGUGCGGAGUGGAUGGCUGCCUCCCACAGGCCGCCAAAGUGUGAGGCCUUGGGAGGGUUGAAGAUCCAGCGUAUGUUGUUGGCUGCACAUUCGGUGGCUAGUGCUUGGUGGUGUUGCUUGUCUUUGAUUAGGUUGUGCAGCUCGUUCGCUGCACCGAUGAAAUUUCGUCCGUUGUCCGAGUAGAUUGUGUGGCAUAGUCCUCUUCGUGCCACAAAUCUUCUCAAAGCCUGCAGGAAUUUGGCCGUAGUUAAGUCGGUAACCAGCUCUAGAUGAACAGCACGGGUAGCGAAACAGACGAACACUGCAACAAAAGCUUUUUUGGGACCGGCGCAGACGGUGGGGAACUAUUGACGCUUAAGAAGAAGCCAUCAAACAAAAGAUUGCUGAAAGAGCUGAAGGAAGCUCUUGUAAGAAAGAACAUGCUGCGUGAGCAAGUGAUACAGCUGACAACGGAGCAAAAUUUGACGGACGAACGUUCUGAAGGGUGCUCUAGCAUAACUCAACCAACCGGUAAUGUUGCAAAGGGCGAUUCACAAUUGCUGAGUUCUAUGAAUAAUUGGACUUUGGGAACUCUUAACAUUCCGGAAUGCACUCCCUCAGUAGGUGAAACGGACAUCGAUAAACGAGCAUUCGAGUACUGGAAGGACCUUCUGACUUGUUCAUUGGAAUUAAUCAGUAAUACAAAUGAACAAAUUAAGUUCAGUGUUUUUAAGGUCAAGGCAGGAGUAAAACUGCGUGAGGUAUACAUGACUACCUGCACAACACCCGGAAUGCCCGAUGAAAAAACGGCACCUCUUUCGAAUGCAAUAGCCCGACUCGAUGCCUACUUUGGAUCGAGAGUAUACAUCCUGUCUCAGCGUGGAAAGCUUAUGGUGAUGUCUCAGCAAAUCAACGAAAAAAGCAUCGAAUAUGUCCGUCGUGUGGCUUCAGCAGCCAAACUUUGCAACUAUGGACCAGACGAGGAAAUGGAAGUGGUGGUGAGAGUUAUUGUUAAAGGUGCUCGUGAUGCUGCGGUUCGAAAGCUGGCUCAUCGUAAUUUGGUAAAGAAAGGCACCAUAAAGGACCUUAUCGACCUGGUACGUGAUCAUGAAAUUGAGCAGUCGAACGAAGAUGAAUUUCAGAGAGCACAUGGGUAUAGCGGUAGACUUGUAGCAGCUGUAGCAACUCAACACUAUCCACCACAACAGAACUGGAGAAACAGGGGUGUUUUUAGAAAUCGAGGUGCCAUUCGCGGAGCUCAUCGGGGCGGUUUUUAUCAAGGUAAUUUCCAAAACCAGGCUAAAGGAAAUUGUUGGAGAUGCGGUGGAAUUUAUCAUCGACCAUCAGAUUGCUCGGCGAUGAAUAAGGAUUGUCGGGCUUGCGGUCAAAUAGGUCAUCUUGAACGCAUGUGCUCAAAUCCACUGAGACAAUUGAAACGUCCCUUCCAAAUAGAAGAGGCAACAAGUGAGAAGACAGUUGCGGCCAUUGAAGGUGUUAAAGAUGAACACGCUGUUGAUGCUAAGAAAAUACGUCGAAUAUCUUCUGAAUUUGUUGGAAGUGAGAUAAAUUUUGCUAAUGAAAAUGCGGCUUUCAUAGAAGCAAAAGUAGCUGGAAUCAAAGUCACAUUUCUCAUUGAUUCCGGUGCCCAAAUUAAUACGAUUACUAAAUUCUCCUUUGAUGAAAUACUCGCCAAUGAAAACCCCGCAUCUAAAAUCUUGGCUUUGCGUUCCUCCACUGAUAAACCUUUAAAAGUCUACGCAAUGAGCGACCAGAUCAAGGUUAUUGCUAAUUUUUCUGCGGAAUUAUUUGUGACGAAUGACAGACCAGUCAUGAUAGAAAAAUUCUAUGUUGUGGAUGAAGCAAGAUCACAAGAUUGGGUUUCAACACUGCCAUGAGAUAUUCUGUUUUAGACGUUGGGCUACAAGUACCAAUUCGCCUUCACACGGCACCCCCUCAAGAGUAUUUGAAUUUUUCGGUACAAACUAUAUCAUUACCACAGGAAUUUCCAAAAUUCAAUAUACCACCUAUAUCACUAAAGUACAAUAAAAACAUGCCUCCAGCACGAAACGUGUACACUUACGUUUCUGCAGUGUUCAAAGAGCUCACAAAACAGGAACUCAAGGACUUAUUGGCAGACGGCAUCAUAGAGAAAGUGACACCAAGUAUGGAUCGAUCAUUCUGUUCAUCAAUGCUUGUUGUUCCGAAAGGAAAGGAUGACAUUCGCAUUGUAAUAGACCUUAGAGGACCCAAUCGCUGUAUUUAUCGAACUCCGUUCAGGAUGCCGACGCUUGAGUCUAUACUUUUGGAGCUUCAUGGUGCGAAUUGGUUCUCUACAAUCGAUUUGGCCUCGGCCUUUUUCCAUAUUGAAUUAGAUGAGGACUCGCGCCACCUUACGAAUUUUUUUGGUGGAGACGCACUGUACCGAUACCGGAGACUUCCGUUCGGUCUCUCAAAUGCUCCUGAUAUAUUUCAGGAAGUUCUUCAAACGGUCGUCCUUGCCGGAUGUGAAGGAACAGCAAACUACCUGGACGACAUUUUGGUCCAUGGUAAAACGAGAGAGGAGCACGAUGCAAACUUGGCAAAUGUUAUGAAAUGUUUACAGAAUCAUAACGUCUGAAUAAAAAAAUCUAAGUGCGUGUUAGCAAAACAAUCGGUGAAGUUCAUUGGAUUUACUGUAUCGUCUCAAGGAUGGAAAAUUGAGGAGGAAAAAAUCGCAGCUAUCAAGAACUUUCGGGUUCCCGAAACACAAGCCGAAGUUAAAAGUUUUUUGGGUUUGAUUAAUUUUGUCGAAAGAUUUAUCCCUAGCAGAGCAGACAAAACCCGUAGACUUCGCGACUUAGCGAAAGCAGAAAAAUUUUAUUGGAAUAAUGAAUUAGAAAACGAGUUCAAUUUCUUGAAGAAUACUGCUUGGAGCGCAAUCAAGGCACUUGGAUAUUUUAAUAAGCAAGACAGAACAGAGUUAUUUGUAGAUGCUUCUUCAUACGGCCUAGGUGCGGUACUAAUACAGUUCGAUGCAAAUUCAAAGCCUAGGGUAAUUGCUUGUGCUUCGAAAGCUUUAACAGCCACAGAACAAAAAUACCCACAUACACAGAAGGAAGCAUUGGCUAUGGUAUGGGGAGUUGAAAGAUUUUCAAUAUAUUUAAUUAACAUUUUCUUCAAGAUAAGAACUGAUGCUGAGUCUAAUGAAUUUAUUUUCGGCGGCCUGCAUCGAAUUGGCAAGCAUGCGGUCACCAGAGCAGAAUCAUGGGCAUUGCGAUUACAACCCUACAAUUUUGUUGUUAGUAGAAUUCCGGGUGAAAUGAACGUUGCUGACGCAUUAUCAAGGUUGGUUAAGCAGUCGGAGCCAGCUAAAUCUUUCGGCGAGGAAGCCAACGUUAAACAUUUACUUUAUUUAAUCGACUCAGGGUGCAUAGAGAUAACAUGGGACGAAAUUGAACGUUUUUCGGAGAGUGAUAACGAACUGUUAGAAGUAAGACAGUCUAUUGAAACGAAUAAAUGGAAAAAAUGGUUUUUCUAGAUAUGAAUCACAAGCAGAAGAACUUCAUGUUUUCGGAGCCUUGGUGUUUAAAGGCAACAAAGUAAUAAUUCCUGCAGAUUUAAGGACAAAGGCUAUAAAAUCAGCCCAUCAGGGUCACAUGGGAGUUGGUGCUACUAAGAGAAUAUUAAGAAAUCAUUUUUGGUGGCCAGGCAUGAGCACUUCCGUCGAAGCGUAUAUUAAGCGCUGUGAAACAUGUUUGCAAUUAUCAAAAAAGAACCCUCCUUUACCAUUAUCAAGCAGAGAGCUUCCACAAGGAACAUGGGAGAUACUGCAGAUAGAUUUUUUUACGGAAAAAGGAUUUGGAUCUGGCGAAUUUCUUGUCAUCGUCGACAUCUAUUCACGCUACCUAUAUGUUAUCGAAAUGAAGUGCAUUGAUGCUAUAUCUACAAUAGAGGCGCUCAAUAAUGUGUUUGCCGUCUGGGGAUACCCAUUGAUUAUACAGAGUGACAAUGGUCCUCCUUUUCGAAGCGACAAGUUUGUUAGUACCUGGGAAAACAGAGGCAUAAAGAUUCGUAAAUCUAUACCUCAUAGCCCACAAAGUAAUGGUGCAGUGGAACGUCAAAAUGAAGGAAUCAAGAAGGUAUUGGCUGCUUCUAAACUAGAUAACACUGAUUGGAGAACAGCUCUAGAUACUUACGUACAUUGUCACAAUAUAGUCAGACCGCUUACCCGGCUUGGUGUAACACCUUUUGAGUUAUUGGUCGGUUGGAAAUUUUGGGGAACAUUCCCUUGUCUUUGGACUGAUGCAACAACUGAUUUAGAUCUCGAAGAAAUUCGAGAGAGAGAUACAGCAUCGAAACUUGAAAGCAAGCAGUAUGCUGAUCGCAGAAGAAGCGCCAAGGAUUCUGAUCUGGUUAUAGGAGAUAAAGUAGUCCUUAUUCAGCAUAAACUACAUAAAACAGAUCCUACCUUUGGUGCUGAAAAAUUCACCGUGAUAGCUAGAGAUGGAGCAAAAUUAGUAGUGCAGAGCGACCGCGGGGUUGUGUACACCAGGAAUGCAGGGGAUGCUAAAAGAGCUAUUCAAGUUUCUAAUGCGAACCUACGACGAGAUUAAUCGAAGGGAGAUAACUCUGAUUCUGGAAAGACCAGUGGAGUAGGAGGAAAAAAUCAAAACAUGUGUUCAGAUAUAAGACCUGAACGAAAUAGAAGAAUCCCAGAGAAGUUGAAAGGCAUGGUCUUGUACCAUAUAUUUGAGUAGAGAGUAGAG